This is a messenger RNA of Tribolium madens (black flour beetle), 2022 nucleotides long. RefSeq lists its product as uncharacterized. The transcript has 5 exons. The record is from RefSeq and is a predicted model, not a curated record. Lineage: Eukaryota; Metazoa; Arthropoda; Insecta; Coleoptera; Tenebrionidae. The coding region runs from base 310 to 687 and encodes 125 amino acids.
AGGUAGAUCAUGCGCGAGUACAACGCCCGGACCAACGCUGAGUAGGCCAGUGCUCUCCGGUGCUUCAGUGAUUCCGGGCUUGAGUCGCAGCUCGUGGAAAUAAGUAAACGCAUGGUCUCGUCUCUACACUCGCAAACCCUCCGAUGACGCGCUUGCAAGCCACUCUCUGACUCGAUAGCCGUCUCGACCAAGCUUCUAACAUCAUCCCUCGUGCAAAUAAUCGAUCGAGUCGUCUUAAUUAAAGAAGAAACUGUGGUUGGAAUGCCGAUUGCAUGUGUUUCCACGCCUCGAAGUUGGUGACCGAUAAGUAUGGGCUGGCUUUUAACCUUUGUCCUCCUGCUAGCCCUUAUCACUUUAAUGGCGACCGGCUUGCCGUCUCCGCAAGGGAGUGCCCACGUGCAGCCGCAGGCGGGCUCGCAGAGCACCCCCAGUCCGGGAGGGGCGGGCGUGGGGGGCAUCCGGCGGACGCUGUCGGGAUGGAGGGAAUGGAGGCGCGCCGACCCCACGCUUAUCAACAGUCUGUGGAGGAGCAAGAUGGGCAACGGCAUCAGAAAGCAGUUAGGCAACGCCGAGGUGUACAUAAUGCUGGCCCUCCUCAUCGGCUUCGUCACCGUGGUGAUCGGUUGCUGGCUGUCGGACAACUGCUGGUCGCCCGAUCCCGAAGGUCACGUGGUGACCGUGGCCUGACCAUCGGCCAAACCCCCUCUGAGUCCCGACCUUCCCAUCAGCAUCGUCAGCGUGUCGUCGUCGACGACAUCGCGGCCGUCGAGUCCCGAAAGCGACUGGCCGCUCGUCGAGCCCUCUGACGGAGAUUCCAUCAACCUCUGACACCACGCACUCUGCGAUCAGACUAAAGACGACACCUGCGAGCUCCACAAGAGUCUCGAGAACGGUCACGUGUGCCGGAUCGAGCUGGACGACCAGGACCUGGUGCUAACUUAAAAAAUCCCCGAAACUUGACUGGUGUUUUACGCAAACCGGUCGCUUUUUACUGUCAAUUAGGGGUAUCUCCGUAGCCUUCUUCUUGACCUCUCACCCCGUGUUAUGUCAAAAGGUGCCUUUUAGACUUAGGCCUGGUUUUUUAGCUACUUUUUGAUGGUUCUCUCAGAUUUAAACUGGUUUGCGUACAACGCGAGCCAAUGACAGGGUCGCUUUAGUGCCAACUUGAUGUUUUUUAUUUUAAAGACUGCAGUGGCGCCAACGAAAUGUAAAAAUUUGUGUACAAAUAAUGUUCUAAAUUCGGUGGUUUGCACACUUGAUAAACUGCAAUUGUCAAUUAAUAGAGAGAAAAAUGUAUGUGACUCUAGUGUUUCUAUUGUUUUGCUUAGAUCAAGCAGCCUUGAAUUUUUUACUACUAUAGUUUGCUUGAUCUACACAACACAGCUUAAUAAUCGGCUAAAUUUAUAGAUGUUAGACUUGUCUACUAAAUGUAGGACCUAUUCAUAUCAGCCUGCCUUUCUGUGCUGUGCCUCUACAGAAUCUUAUUUAAACACCCUCCUUAGAAUAAAAAAAAAAAAACGGAGGGUAUCUAAACUCGGCGUUCGCGCUUCUAAUAAAGGCCUAAUAAACUCUUGAAAUGUAUUUUAAUUUCAAAUAAAAAAUUAGAUAUAAAAUGUGUAAAUAAGCUUGCAUUAAGACUGAUUUCAUAUAAAAAUUAAAACGCCAUUUUGGCGCCACUUAAACCCAAGUGUUAAAUCGAGUCAUCUGAGAGGUACAUAGCCUAUCGCCAUGUCCGCUCGUAAUCACGUGACGCACACGACAAAUUAACUCCUCUAACCUAAAAUCGGCCUAAAUGGUAGUUUCGCAGGCGUUUAUUUUAGCUGUAUACAACUUUUUCCUGAUUUUGCUUAAGAACAAUUGCUCAAAAACAUUGUAAAUAGAUUUAGUUGUGAUGUAAGCCACGGCCAAAACGUUUUAAUUGCAUGAUAGAGGGAACAAUAUUACAUUACUAGUGUAUGUAUCCUGGAAUUUACCGGUUUUUAACUGUCAGACCUAAUUAAGAUUGACGAUAUUGCAACGAUA